ACAGCACGCGCCAGUCACCGUCAGAACGCCUCUGCAUACGAUCGUGCGACGCGCGCGCAACUCAUCACCUUUCAAAUUCGAACGAAUUCAGUGACGUGACGUAAAGUGUUGUGACGAAUCGGGACGGAAUACUGAUAUCAUUCAUGUUACAAAUUAAUACACAAUAACCUAUCACGGUUACGUGCAGUGAAGUCAUGUGAACACAGUGCGUUACUGGUGCGCUGCACGGCGUUUACCUUUUUAUGUGACACAAUGGGCACCACUGUGCGAUGAGCCGCUUGCCAUUGGUGACGCUCGCUCUGCUGGUGACAGCAUGCACGGCGGCUGCGCAGCUCCGACCAGCCGACGCAUCCACAGCUGAUAACGACACACGAUGUGGCACAGAAUGUGUGAGAUGUGCUGCGGACGGAUGUGUAAAAUGCGCCCGGCUGCUCAUAUGGCCGGGGGGUACUUGCACUCACGACUGCCCGUCAGGUACUCGCGAGUCCUGGGCACACGAUGAUCACCUCAUGGGCCGUGUCUGUUAUCCUUCACAUACAUAUAACGAGGUGUUAGUUGGCGGUGCAUGCGGCGCUGUGGUGUGCGUAGCACUGAUAGCUGCGGGUGCCGCGUACGCACGCUGCAGGAACACCCGCUCUCACCCACGCCCUCUGCCGGCAUCGCACCACGACGAUGACACGCGGCUCAGGGAGUUUCACAAGCAACUCGACUGCUUGCGACCUCAUGCCUACACAUUGCUGGCUAUACUGAACCAUACGCGUAACCAAGUGCGCGAACUUUACCAGUUAGGCAAUAACGAUGCUGCGAUGGCUUACAGCUGCGUUCUAAGCGACCUGGCCAAGCUACUGAUUCUACUGAACAAGCAACAGGUACCCGUGGUGCCGGAUGAGUGGCCACGUCUCGCCAGUUGGGCUGAACGAAUCCUGAAACGGUACAGCCGUAUCGAUUUAGGUCAGCCACAACAGGAAGGACAAUUGGUGAAUUUCCUCACAGCGCCGCCGAGUCAAGCCUCCGACUCCGAAGGUACACAGCAAUCGUUCUCUACAUUCAAACCUCCAUCGUACUCGCCUACAUCAUACCACAGCAACAUUGAUAAAGAAACGGAUAGUCAGUGUGAGUGGAGCGAUGUGGGACGACCGCCAAGCUAUACCCAGAUUGAGAGAGAAAGAGAAGCGAUAGUCCUCUCUGACCCCUGGGAGAGGCGACCGAUUGUCAGAAGAGAGAGUAUAUGGCUAGAAGACGAGCUAUUCGAAAUGACGAGGCGACCUCAAGAUGAACUUACUACCGAAUUAUAAGGUAUUCAUUCCUCAAAUAACAAGUACAAAGACUUUCUAGAUAUUAAGUUUUCUUUUAUUACCAACCUACCUAGCCAAGACGCAAAUAAAUUCUUUGGUAUAAUUUUCCGACAGUGUUACACAUGAAAAGAACACAAAGCCAGAUGUUGCUAUUUCGUUCUUUGUCAUAUACGCGGUAGCAAUAACGUGUCUAUCGAUAUAUUAUUUUGUUACUUGUCUAGGAGGGCAAAUGGUCUUUUUUUAUAAAAUCUUGUAGCUAUAUGUGUCAUCAAGUUCAAUUAAUUAAUAUUAAAACCUCUUACUUAUUCUAUUGUACCUAUAUAUUUAUAAAUUUGAGUGUAUACAUAUAACGACUGAAAUAAAAACAGUAGAACGCCAAUUUAAUUUUAACACAAGAUGUAGUGUUCAUAAUUGUUAUAAGCUAAGGCUGUUGUAAAAAUAUAUGAUAAUGAUAAAAACGAUUUAAAAAAUCGGAGUCUACUCGUUGAGUGUGAAGAGUCGAUUGUGUUUUUUUUUUUUAAGUACAAUUAUUUGCUUCUGGCUAGGAUAUAUAUCGUAGUCAAAAUAUUUCAGUGCACCAAAAAUAGCGAUAUAGUAAGAAUAUAGCUAAUUCACCAGAUAAUCUAUAUUCAUUUUAACUUUACAACUUGGGAUCUUGUUGUCAUACACCUGCAUACUACGAGUAUGACUGACAUUAAUGGUGCUAUUACACAAUAUUAAAAUGAAAUAUCUUCUUAAUUGUAAUUUGAUAACUGUAAUAUACAUUACGCAAUUCGAUUUAAAGUGAUUCGAAUUAUUUUAAUUAUACCAUUCCGUACCUGUAACAAUAAUAUACAACUUUAUGUAGAUAAUAUUUAAUAAAAUUUUAUUUAGUUAACGUCAAUAUUAUAACAAUGCUGUUUAUAAAUAACAUAUCUAUAUUAACAGAUGAUAUUAUAUACCUAUACUCAUGGACUUCAAUUCCCAUUAUCUUACUACUUUAUUUUUACAUAAUUUCUGAUUAUUGGAUUAUUAUUCAUAAUUUCAAUUAACGUCGAUUUAAAGACAUUGGAGAAAAUGGGAAUUGUCUUCAGAAAAUUAAACCAAAGUAGAAAUUAAGUUAGAUGUCUAGUCCUGUUUGUAUAGUGAUUAGUACCUACCUACCUGUUUUGUUUCAAUUCAAUAUUGUUUUGUAACAACAUGUUCUAAAAAUAAUAGGUACUUAUAUUUUAGAAAUUUAUGUAUCUCAAAUUACACUUAUUUAUUUAUAAACUAGCUUUUAUCCGCUACUUAGUCCGCGCUACUUAGUCUGAAUAUAUCUAUUGGUCAGGAUAAAAAGCACCCUAAGUCCUUCACCCUAUAUAAACCGUGUAUACCAAAAUUGAUUAACUAACAAACUCACUUUCAUAUUUAUAUAUACCUAUUAUUAAUUGUAAAGAUAAGCUGCCAGAUUUUUUUAUGCAACUUAGAACUUUUAAUUUUACAUAAUAAAACAAAUCUGGGCAAAAGCUAAAACCAGUCUUAAAUAAAAUGUUUGCAUCUUUAUUUCUAUAAAGAUACCAACUCAGCCUACUAAUAUUUUCAUAUUAUUAUAUAAAGACCGAUCAGUCAAAAAUAAUUUUUCUACCAGAACUGUUUUUUUUUUUUUAAAUUGUGUACCAUAUUUCAUAUAAUAUCCAUUUCUAUAUUAAAAUAACCUAAGACCUAAUAUUAGAUAUAAUGUAAAUGUCAAAUAUUCUUCACAUUUAAUUUUGUACAACGAAACGUAUAUAAAUAUUUAUGUAAAUGUUACUUACUAAAAUAUCUUUAUUUAUAUGUAGGCAGUUAGGAUAAUUUAUUUGUUAAUUAAAUACUUAUUAUUUUGUAAGUAAUUAAAAUGUAUUGAAUAAAGAUGUUUAUAUAGUUUGUUUUA
This is a messenger RNA of Galleria mellonella (greater wax moth), 3186 nucleotides long. RefSeq lists its product as uncharacterized. Bases 270 to 1295 code for a protein of 341 amino acids. NCBI's taxonomy places the organism in Eukaryota, Metazoa, Arthropoda, Insecta, Lepidoptera, Pyralidae. The transcript is spliced from 7 exons. The record is from RefSeq and is a predicted model, not a curated record.